Aspergillus luchuensis is the source of this 1701-nucleotide messenger RNA. RefSeq names its product ribosome biosynthesis protein NOC4 (gene noc4). NCBI's taxonomy places the organism in Eukaryota, Fungi, Ascomycota, Eurotiomycetes, Eurotiales, Aspergillaceae. The coding region runs from base 1 to 1701 and encodes 566 amino acids. The record is from RefSeq and is a predicted model, not a curated record. Gene Ontology annotation, biological process: ribosome biogenesis. Gene Ontology annotation, cellular component: nucleolus; Noc4p-Nop14p complex; small-subunit processome. The transcript has 2 exons.
AUGCCUGCCCCUACAACUGCAGCCGUCACCUCUAAGAAGAGGAAAAAUGUCAAGUCGAGCGCCGUUCCCUCCUCCAAGCGCCGCGCAGUCGCUGAGACCGAGAGCCCCAAUGCGAUUGCCGAUAUCCAGCAGCUGGAAGACCAAAUUUCCGAGUCGCGAAAAUACUACAACAACAUUGCGACCCUGAUUUCCAUGCUCAAUGUCGAUGGCUCGUCGAAACCGAACAUGGCUGUUGCCGUGGCCCUUUGCCGGGUUUUCAGCCGAUUGAUCGCUGGUGGAAACUUGACGGAGACCAGCCGCGCCGCAGAGAAUGAGAAAAUCAUUGUAGCUUGGCUGAAGGAACGCUGCCGGGAGUACCAGAAGCUCUUGCUGUCCAUCAUUCGCGAAUGCGACUCCUCUUCUCAGGUCCGUAUCUCCCCCAACUGGACAAAUUCGUACGGUACUAACCCCCAGCAGAUCAGCGCCUUGACCUUGUGCCUCUGCCUCAUCAACGAACGUGCUACCCACCUCCCCGGCGACAACACUCAGGAAUGGACAUCGGGUUUGUUCAAGGGAGUUUUCGAGGCGGUUGUUGAAGCCCAGAAUGGACAAGCGGUGCUCUCCGAAUUUAUCGAGAAGGCAAAGGAAUUCGAAGACGUGCGGUACUACACAUUCAUGCAACUUGCCGAAUACGCAGACACCGAACAACCAUCCGAGACCCUCGACGUCCUAAUCUCCAUCCUCUCAGCAUGCGAUUCCGUACCCGGCGCGGAGCACGAAUUCGAAAGCUUCUACACGGAAUCCAGCAAGCAAAACAAAAAGGUCCUUUCCGUGAACUCGCACAAGAAACGAGCCCAAGACGCCUGGCUCGCCAUCCUGCGCAACAACCUCUCCCAAUCGCAGCGUAAAACCCUCCUGCGCAUCAUGGUCCACAACAUCGAGCCGUGGUUCAACCGCCCCGAACUCCUCAUGGACUUCUUAACAGACUCCUACAACGUCGGAGGAGCCACCUCUCUCCUCGCCCUCUCGGGUCUCUUCUACCUCAUCCAAGAAAAGAACCUCGACUACCCCCAAUUCUACCAAAAGCUCUACUCGCUCCUCGACGCCGACCUCCUCCACUCUAAGCACCGCUCCCGCUUCUUCCGCCUCAUGAACACCUUCCUCGCCUCUACCCACUUGCCCGCCGCCCUGAUCGCAAGCUUCCUCAAGCGUCUUUCUCGCCUCUCUCUCAACGCGCCCCCCACUGCCAUCGUGGCCAUCGUUCCCUUCAUGUACAACCUCCUCAAAGAACACCCGACCUGCGCCUUCAUGAUGCACCGCAACAUCCGCGACGAGGGGCUCAAGGCUCAGAUAGAAGCAGAAGGCAUGGACGAUCCCUUCGAUCCUACUGAGCCUGAUCCGACCCGCACAAACGCCAUCGAGAGCAGUUUAUGGGAGAUUGAGACUCUUCAGUCUCAUUAUCAUCCUAAUGUGGCUGCUAUCGCGAACAUCAUUUCUGAGCAGUUCACGAAACAGUUCUAUAACUUGGAGGAUUUCCUGGAUUACACUUACCAGGGUAUGUUGCAGGGAGAGUUGGGCACUGAGGACAAGCCGUUCAAAAGGACGCCGGUGGUGGAGUAUCAAAUACCUAGGCGGAUCUUUACCGAUCGGUUGUUGGAGGAGGAUGGUGGCCAGGAUUCCGGUCCUGGAAGCUAUGUCCGAGGAUUGUGGGAUUUUGCUUGA